AUGCCGGUGACCGCUCUGGUCGCCGCUUUCUUCGUACUGAUCCCUGCGCCGUAUUACUUUCGGCCAUUAAACAUUCCGGUCGCCUCGAUACUCGCUUGGCUAUUCGUGCUGGACGUCGCGUUCGCCGUCAACUCCAUAAUAUGGGCUGGCAACGUGAACCCAACAGCACCAACCUGGUGCGAGAUUACAUCGCAUAUCAUUGUUGCUGCCUCGGUAGCGAUACCUGCGGCUUCUCUGUGUAUCAAUAGGCGCCUUUAUAGAAUCGCAUCCAUCUCGAAUGUGCUUGUAACGAAAGAGCAGAAACGACGCGACGUCUACAUCGACCUUGCGAUUGGUCUCGGAAUUCCACUCAUUCAGUUGCCCAUGCAAUACAUCGUCUCCGGACAUCGCUUCGACAUAUACGAAGACCUUGGAUGCUAUCCCUUCACGUAUAACACUCCCGUGGCAUAUCCACUUUCGGAGUUGUGGCCCCUUGUCAUCGGCCUCGUGUCUGCAAGCUACGCUUUUCUCACUCUUCGGGCGUUCUUCCAACGCCGCGCCCAAUUCAGCGCUUUCACGUCCUCGACGUCCGCUAUGAGCAUCAGUCGCUACUUCCGCCUGAUGAUACUGGCCGGGAUGGAGAUUCUGGUCACCGUCCCGCUCUGCAUCUACGGCACCUAUCUCAAUCUCCGACCCGGGAACCUCGCACCUUGGAUCAGCUGGGCGGACACCCACGCGCAUUACUCUCGAAUACACCAGAUCCCGUCCGUGAUCUGGAGAUCCGUACCCGCUUCCGAAAUCUCCAUUGAACUCUUCCGCUGGAGCCUCGUCUUCUGCGGCUUCGUAUACUUCGCCCUUUUCGGCUUUGCCGAUGAGGCGCGUAAGCACUAUCGUGCGGCCUUUUGGUGGAUCGCUAAGCGGUUCGGCUUGUCCCCUAAGUCGCGCAACGACAGCAACCAUUCAUACUCCGGUUCCACGCUCCCGACAUUCAUCCAUCCAUCGAAAUCCGACUUCGGUUCCAGUCUCUCGCAAACGCACGUCGGCGCUGAUUCGCUCGACUACAACCACGAUUCACCAUACCACAAACACGUGAACGAUUCUUCCGCGCUCUCG
Punctularia strigosozonata HHB-11173 SS5 is the source of this 1092-nucleotide messenger RNA. Its product is annotated as STE3-domain-containing protein. Gene Ontology annotation, molecular function: mating-type alpha-factor pheromone receptor activity. Gene Ontology annotation, biological process: G protein-coupled receptor signaling pathway. Gene Ontology annotation, cellular component: membrane. The annotation marks the transcript as partial. The record is from RefSeq and is a predicted model, not a curated record. Lineage: Eukaryota; Fungi; Basidiomycota; Agaricomycetes; Corticiales; Punctulariaceae. The transcript has 5 exons.